Messenger RNA from Fusarium pseudograminearum CS3096, 852 nucleotides. RefSeq lists its product as uncharacterized. The record is from RefSeq and is a predicted model, not a curated record. Gene Ontology annotation, cellular component: cytosol. Gene Ontology annotation, molecular function: oxidoreductase activity. The coding region runs from base 1 to 852 and encodes 283 amino acids. The transcript has a single exon. Lineage: Eukaryota; Fungi; Ascomycota; Sordariomycetes; Hypocreales; Nectriaceae.
AUGCCGUCUCCUAUCCACAAAACAACAUACCCAGCAAUCUCCCCUCUUCGUCCCGAACUUUCCACCAAAGGAAAGAAUACUCUGAUCACAGGUGGAGGCUCUGGUAUCGGUGCUAGCAUCGCAAAGUCCUUUGCAAAGUCGGGCGUGACCAAACUAGCUCUUCUUGGUCGCACAGGCAAAACACUCCUCGCAAACAAAACCGAGAUAGAAGACAAACACCCUCAAACUAAGGUCUGGACCUACACCGUUGAUAUAUCCGACUCUGAGUCAACUCGAAAUGCCCUUGAAGCGUACGCCAAAGCAGUAAACGGCAAGAUCGACAUCCUCAUCGCCAACGCAGGAUACAUGCCCAAGGCAGAGCGUAUCACUGUAGCUGAUCCAGAUGACUGGUGGAGUGGUUUCGAGAUCAACACAAAGGGCAACUUUAACCUCUUGCGCGCUUUCGAUCCUCUCGCUGCCCCUGGAGCAAGAGUUAUCCACGUCUCGACCCGAGCUACGUACAUCGAGUACCUGGAGGGUUUCUCCGGAUACCGAGCGUCCAAGCUAGCUGCGUACAAGCUGUUUUCCUGGUAUGCAAACGAAAACCCCGACAAAGUGGUCCAUCAGUUCGACCCGGGUUUAAUUUUAGAUACUGGAAUGUCUGCUCCGCUUGAAGGCCUGAUCAAGGAGAUUGGACUUGUGGGAGAUGAUGUUGAACUUCCCAGUGACUUUUCGGUCUGGUUGGCUAGCGAUGAAGCAAACUUUUUGAGUGGUCGUUUCGUUGAGUGUGCGUGGGAUGUUGGGGAUCUAAAGGCGGCCAAGGAGGAACUGAAGGCAUCGUGGAACAAAUGGACAAUCGGCUUGUUGGUUUAA